Carya illinoinensis is the source of this 1035-nucleotide messenger RNA. Its product is annotated as protein DELAY OF GERMINATION 1-like. The coding region runs from base 35 to 805 and encodes 256 amino acids. Gene Ontology annotation, biological process: DNA-templated transcription. Gene Ontology annotation, molecular function: sequence-specific DNA binding. The transcript has a single exon. The record is from RefSeq and is a predicted model, not a curated record. Lineage: Eukaryota; Viridiplantae; Streptophyta; Magnoliopsida; Fagales; Juglandaceae.
GAAAUGUGCCAAAUGUGCUUAACAAUUAAUCGAAAUGGCAACCGAUGACCAGGAGCGGUGCCGAUCCUGUUUCCUGAAAUGGAUGAACCUCCAACAUCAAGAACUCUCAGAACUCGACCAAGCCCUAACCCUACACGCCUCCAUGACCGACAGCAAUGAACACAACCUUAGCCAACUGGCACAAAAGUGCAUCAAACACUUUCAAGACUACGCUGACAUGCGAAGCCAACUAGCCCACAACGACGUUUCUGCUUUCUUAGUCCCUUCCUGGUGCACCAACUGGGAAAAUUGCAUGCUUUGGCUCGGUGGUUGUAGACCUUCCCAAUAUAUCCGUCUCGUUUAUGCCCUAAGUGGGUUGGAGAUCGAGGCCCAGCUGGACGAGUUUCUUCAGGGCACGAGCACUACCGGGACUCUGGGCGACCUCUCUUCCAAACAGUUUGACCUCUUCAACAUCUUACAAGGGAAGACGAUAAGAUCUGAGGAAAAGUUGACGGCCAGGAUGGCGAGCUUGCAGGAGGACGUGGCGGACCAGCCCAUUGCAGUGAUUGCGAAGAGAUUGAGCCGGGUCGGCGAGAUGAACUGGGAAGUAAAUAGAGCUCUGGACAAACAAGAGGAAGAAAUGGCGGGAAUUUUGGAGGAGGCGGAUAGGCUGAGGUUGAGCACGCUUAAGGAGUUGGUCGGAAUAUUGACGCCGAAGCAGGCGGUGGAUUUCCUGGCGGCGGGUAAGAAGCUUCACCUAUGUGUGCACGAGUGGGGCAAAAGGAAUGAUGAUCUGAGGCAUGGCAGAGAGGAAAUUAUCUCUUGAAAAUGAGUACUUACGUACUAUGCGUACAUAGAUCAUCAAUGAGAAAUAAUUUGGUUCUCUCUCUCUCUAGAUCUCUCUCACCAAAACCAGAGAUAACUGGCCAUUUAGGUUUUGGGUUUUGGUUAAAUGCUUGGAGUGCGUGCAAGUAGUGUAGUAGAUUGCUUAAAUUAAGAAAGUAUUGUACCCUGUUAAUAGAUUAUAUAAAUAAAGGUGGUUGUAAUAUACUAAUA